Messenger RNA from Contarinia nasturtii (swede midge), 1506 nucleotides. RefSeq names its product solute carrier family 25 member 45-like. Gene Ontology annotation, molecular function: high-affinity L-arginine transmembrane transporter activity. The record is from RefSeq and is a predicted model, not a curated record. Gene Ontology annotation, cellular component: mitochondrion. The transcript is spliced from 8 exons. Gene Ontology annotation, biological process: mitochondrial L-ornithine transmembrane transport. Lineage: Eukaryota; Metazoa; Arthropoda; Insecta; Diptera; Cecidomyiidae. The coding region runs from base 453 to 1391 and encodes 312 amino acids.
AUUGGAAACGCUGUAGUUCAGUGUUUAAUUGAGUAGGGCGGCGCCACCGUCUAUACAUACAAAUGUCCAUUUAAAUCAGCGCCAUCUACGCUAAAACAUACUUUUGGUUGAAAAUAAAACGCCAUCAUAUUCCGACAUUGACCAAAUCCCAAAUUUUGAUCACAAAUCAUUCUGCUACGAAAACAUAUUAUCAUUAUCAUGGUCGGCUCGUAUGAAAAUUGUGGGAAAAUUGCCAAAAAUCGUGACCAAACCAAAUGUGAGUGAAUCGAAUUUGAAUUUACGUUUCUCAGUAAAAUUGACAUUAAAUUGUUGACGACACAUCAUGUGCCAUGCAUCCGGGCGCCGUUUGCAUAUACCAUUUUUAUUCUCUUGAUUUAAUUCGCGGAAAUAGUGAGGAUUUUAAAAAUUAUCUUAUUUUAUUUGUGUGAGUUAAUAAAAAAGUUUUUAAAACAAUGGUGAUUGUUUAUUGUGAUUUUAUGGCUGGUUGUAUUGGUGGUGCCUGUGGAACAUUGAUCGGACAUCCAUUUGAUACGAUAAAAACUUGGCAGCAAUUUGGAAAUCGUCGGAUUAGGAAAUCAAUUUAUGACAUAGUGAUACGCAACAAUGGAUUAAAUGGAUUUUUUCGUGGAAUGGCCUUCCCCAUGAUGUCUAGUGGUAUACUGAAUUCAAUUUUAUUCGGUGUCUAUGGCAAUGAACUUCGUCGUUUGCAGAAUAUCUGCACAUCAGAUGCUGAACGUAAAAUUGAAUGGGCACAGAAUGUAUUUUUAGCCGGGUCAACAGCAGGUCUGAUUCAUGCAUUUUUCGCAUGUCCCAUUGAAUUAAUAAAAAUUCGAUUACAAACACAAAAUCAUCACAACUAUUGGCGGCGGUAUGAACGACAAGGUCCAAUUAAUUGCAUCAAAACAGUCUAUCGCAAUGAAGGUUUAAUUGGCUUCUAUCGUGGAUGGACGCCAAUGAUUUGCCGAGAUGUUUUUCCAUACGGAAUUUAUAUGUUGGCUUAUGAAUAUGUUUCAAGAACACUAUCCAACUCAGAAUGGGUUUUGGAGAAAAGAGAACGCUUUAAGGAAUUACAAAAAUAUGAUAAAACACUAACUUAUCUCGAUAUUUCAAUACCAAUUUUAUCAGGAGCAUUUGCUGGCUUUUUGUCAUGGAUUCUGGUGAUCCCUUUUGAUGUGAUAAAAACUGUCGUACAAGCCGAAACUGAUAUAACUAAACAUGGUGAUAUGGUGCAAAUAUUCAAAGCAAAAACAAAUAAAUACGGUUGGAAAAUUUUUUUCCGUGGGAGCUGGAUUAUUUUAGUUCGAUCAUUACCAACAAAUGCUGCAACGUUUUUAGGCUACUCAUAUGCACUGGACAGAUUUCAAGAAAUUUCCAAUGUCAAACCACUUUGAUAUUACAAACUUUUCUUGUAAAUUGUUUUGCUUCGGGUUUUACUCGAAUACAUUUAAUUUUAACGAACAUUUAACAAGCAAUUGUAAAUUUCUUCCGGUAGGAAUUUUGCUCUUA